This is a messenger RNA of Gadus morhua (Atlantic cod), 1363 nucleotides long. RefSeq names its product peroxiredoxin-like 2A. Gene Ontology annotation, molecular function: antioxidant activity. Lineage: Eukaryota; Metazoa; Chordata; Actinopteri; Gadiformes; Gadidae. The record is from RefSeq and is a predicted model, not a curated record. The transcript has 6 exons.
ACUUUUCCCUUAGAAUAGAUCGACUAGUACGCCUUCAGGAGAAUUCUGUUUUGGCUAGCCUAUGGUUUUGACUGACGGCAUUUCUUCUCCCAUUCGUGUUUUUGUUAUCCUCGGGUCUGGAGGGAGAGCUGUUGGGGAUGGGGGUGUGGUCUCUGGGUCUGGGGGCAGUUGGAGCAGCGAUAGUGGGCAUCUUCUUUGCAAACACUGACCUGUGUUUGUCUAAAGUUGCACAGGCAUCGAUGGACUACCUGGAGGAUGCAGACCUGCAAUCCACCGCAGAAGAUGGCGGGGUCAUCAAGGCCAAGAGCCUGUGGGAGGCCAGCGGAGCUGUGGUCAUGGCCGUCCGGCGGCCUGGGUGAUUUCUGUGCAGAGAGGAGGCCUCCGAGCUGUCCUCUCUGAAGCCUGAGCUGGAGAAGCUCGGGGUCCCUCUGGUGGCCGUGGUGAAGGAGGACAUCGGCACGGAGCUGCAGGACUUUAGACCACACUUUGCUGGGGACAUCUACAUAGAUGAGAAGAAACAUUUCUACGGGCCGCUGCAGAGGAAGAUGGGUGGUAUGGGUUUCUUCCGGCUGGGGGUGUGGCAGAACUUCAUGCGAGCCCGGAGAGGGGGUCACCAGGGCAACAUGAUCGGCGAGGGGUUCAUCCUGGGAGGCGUGUUCGUCAUUGGGCCCGGAGACCAGGGGAUUCUUCUAGAACACCGUGAGAAAGAGUUUGGGGACAAGGUUAACACUGCAGAUGUUCUAGAAGCCGUGAAGAAGAUCAUUCCAGCCAAAUAGAUUUAAGUUAAAUUUAAUUAAGAGAAAUUGCAGCGGGCAAGGAUAAUCUUUAUUUAAUUCCUGUGUAAUUAAUUUUUUUAAAUGGCUCUUGAAUUUUGUUCUGUUUUUGAUUUAGAUGUUUUCAUUUUGCAAUGGCAAGUAAAGCUGUUGACACCUGACAGCAUUUUACCACAUUGUGAAUGCAUCAUGGAACCAAAAAUGCAUGUUUUAAUUCCAACAUAUAAUUGCAUGUAUUGUGACCUUAAAACCAGUGCAAUAUGGGAUUCUAAUGACAGCAUAUGUUGGAUUACACUUGAUACAGAUCUUAUGAGUUAUUUUAAUUAUCAUUCGCCCUGUGCUGGGUACCCAGGCUGCAGUCCACAUGGCGGACGGUCUUGUCAGCCUGUGUGUGAUAAUGAAAACCUGACUCUAAACUCUUCAGGAGACGAGCGGGUUGGAUGCUUCCACACACCGGCUCACUACCGUUGCCAUGCCGACGAGGAGUUCUGGGUGCUGCAGACGGGUGAUGCGUUAUUUGCUGGGAGAGAUGUUGUCUGCCUGUUUGGAUGGCCUGUGAACCGCAAUAAACUCUACACCUAGACUUACAA